AUGACAGCUGCCAUGGAGAACACCCAUUCCAAGCCCGCCACCCCAGAGCCCAGUCCAGCACCCAGUCCUGCACGAAGUCCUGCGCCCAGUCCAGCGCCCAGUCCAGCGCCCAGCCCGCUGCUGGACAGGAUUCCUUUGCCAGCCGGAAACCAUGUGGAGCACUUGAACGUGAACCAGAUCCAGGUGGUGGUGCGGCGCUGUUCCAGUCCAAAUGUCACAGAGGAAACAACCUAUUUUAUCCCUCGGAACCCUGUGGUAGACGCUGGCACCAACACAGAACCGCCACUUGUUUGCUGCCCCUUGCUUCAUAGAUUUUGCCCCUGUCCUCCGAGAGGCCUUGUGGCCUCUGUCAUUACAAAAGUCCUUUUGGCUGCGGUGCUCUUUGGAGUGGUGUGGUCUGUCACAGAGGAUGAAUGCCUUCCAGGGGGUAACCUGUUCGGCAUUACGGUGCUUUUCAUCUGUGCAGUCAUUGGUGGCAAACUAGUGGAUCUCAUUCGCUUGCCCAGACUUCCACCAUUCCCUCCACUUCUUGGUAUGCUGCUGAUGGGCUUCAUGCUGAGAAAUAUCCCAGUAAUAACUGACGGAGUGUAUAUUAACUUCAGGUGGUCGGCCUCCCUCAGGAACAUCGCCCUGGCAGUCAUCCUGGCCAGAGCCGGUCUGGGUUUGGAUCCCUCGGCUUUAAAGAAGCUAAAGUCUGUGUGUCUGCGUGUGGCAAUUGGGCCCUGCAUCAUAGAGGCCUGCACCAUAGCCCUGGUCUCCCACUUCCUUAUGGGUUUACCCUGGGUGUGGGGCUUCAUCCUCGGCUUCGUGCUCGGCGCUGUGUCUCCAGCAGUGGUGGUCCCCUCCAUGCUGUUGCUGCAAAAGGACGGCUACGGCGUGGAGCAGGGCAUUCCCACUCUGCUAAUGGCAGCAGGCAGCUUUGAUGAUAUUUUAGCCAUCACUGGGUUCACCACAUGUUUGGGCAUGGCAUUUGCUACAGGGUCCACUUGGUACAACAUCUUGAGAGGUGUGCUGGAGGUGGCCAGUGGUCUCCUUGCUGGGAUCCUCCUCGGUUUCCUCAUUCAGUACUUUCCCAGCCUCGACCAGAAACACUUAGUGAUGAAGCGAUCCUUCCUGGUGCUCGGCUUGUCCGUCUUUGCUGUGUUUGGCAGCGGUGUAGCUGGCUUUCCUGGCUCUGGAGGCCUCUGCACUCUUGUAUUAGCAUUCCUAGCUGGUCUGGGAUGGGGUGCAGAAAAGUCACGUGUGGAGGAAGUGGUGGGCUGGGCGUGGGAUGUGUUUCAACCGCUUCUCUUUGGCCUCAUUGGAGCAGAGAUACGAGUGUCGGAGUUGGAAGGACAUGUAGUUGGUCUGGGUAUAGCCUCUCUGCUUAUUGCCCUGCUGGUUCGACUCCUUUUCACCUACGUUUGCGUGUUGUUUGCUGGCUUUAACGUACGAGAAAAGAUUUUCAUUGCCCUGGCGUGGAUGCCUAAAGCCACAGUGCAGGCAGCCAUUGGCUCGACAGCUCUGGACACGGCCAGGACAAAGGAGGACCAGCAGCUGCAGAAGUACGGCAUGGACGUGCUGACUGUGGCCGUGCUUUCCAUCCUCCUCACAGCACCAGUAGGAGCCCUUAUCAUAGGUCUGUGUGGACCUUGUCUGCUGCAAAAACCAAAGAACUCAGCCUGUGGUGAGCGAGUCAAACCGAAUUUAUCAGCUUUUUUCUUAGGCACUGCGGCUGGUGGUGAUGAGGACAACGAAACACCGGUCACCUAUGAAAGCACACUCUGACAUCAGCAGUCUGUAUGCAUUUUGCAUUGGGGCAUCUGUUUUUGCCACUGAUUUCAUCAAAACAACAAUCUAUUUCUGGAUCUACUCUUUGGAUCCCAAGUAUAGGGAACAGAUAGUGUUCAUUUUUGUAUCUACUUGUGCUUAGAAAGACUCUAAGGCAGAGGCGUCCAAAGUCUGGCCUGGGGUCCAUUUGCGGCCCCUAGCAUAUAAUAAAAAAUGAACCCAACACUACAAGAUAUGACACUAAUACAAAUACAACUGAUUAUUUUUUGUAUAAUCUGCUGAUUAUAUGCAGAAUGCUGAUGCCAGCAACUCAUACACUGUACAGAUGAAGACGUAAAUAUCAUGUUCUCAGUAGUAUUUCAAUUCAGGGGUGAGGGAACGGGAAAAGAAUUGAGACCCACUGGAUUAAGGUGUAAUAUUAAAGUAGCCCCUGCAUCCUUCAAUUAUGUAUGUGGAAAAACUUUGGACUCCUCUGCUGUCAGGAGACCUGUUGGAUACUCUGUAUGCAAGUUAGCCUUUAGCCACCGAGUGGCCUGCUUUGUCCUGUCCAUGCUGUUUGCUCUUCUGCAGGAGGAGCAUGUAUGUGAUGUGUGAAUGAGUGUGUAUUUAUAGCCACUGGGUGACUUCCAGGCCUCCAACAACCAAAUGACCCCCAUCAGAUGCGUGUGAAUGGCACACACAACGGACCAGAGGUAGUUUCAAGUUCCACAUUUGUUCGUUGUAGUGUCAUGGCUGUGGUUUACAUUUUUAUUUAAAAAAAACAAAAACGGUUACUGUCAUAUUUAAAUAAGGGAAACAGAUGAAUUUAGAUUUUAAUGGUUAGACUUAUUUGGGAGCAUAUGUUUGGCAUAGUACUAUUUUUUUUAAUCAAAAUGUACAUACAAUAACUCAGGAAAAAGUAUAUAAGCCACUUUUUUUUUUUUUUUUUUUUUUAGAAAUUGCUGCUCAACUCCUCACACUGUUGUAUUUAAUAGCUCAGUCAUUCUUAUUAGUAAUUUUUUUCAUUUGUAUUAUAAUAUUUAUUACAUAAGUAUGCAGUGUAACUUAAGAUGAUGUAAUGUGUUUAACUGAUCUGCUGUAAACUCUGUGCGCAGUAUUAGAGUGUAGUGACAAUUAGUUUUUUACCAAAGAUUCUUGAAAUAAU
This is a messenger RNA of Dunckerocampus dactyliophorus (ringed pipefish), 2914 nucleotides long. RefSeq names its product sodium/hydrogen exchanger 9B2. Gene Ontology annotation, biological process: proton transmembrane transport. Gene Ontology annotation, cellular component: membrane. The transcript is spliced from 12 exons. The record is from RefSeq and is a predicted model, not a curated record. Gene Ontology annotation, molecular function: antiporter activity. NCBI's taxonomy places the organism in Eukaryota, Metazoa, Chordata, Actinopteri, Syngnathiformes, Syngnathidae. The coding region runs from base 1 to 1767 and encodes 588 amino acids.